Messenger RNA from Cylicocyclus nassatus, 681 nucleotides. NCBI's taxonomy places the organism in Eukaryota, Metazoa, Nematoda, Chromadorea, Rhabditida, Strongylidae. The record is from the annotation of a GenBank genome assembly.
GUGAAACCCGGAUGUGAAUUUGUUGAGACCUACUGCAAGAAAUCCAGCUUCCCCGGAACUACUGUAUACCACAAUAACCAUAACCAAAUACUUGAGAAAAGCAAAAGGGCUACAGGAGCAUCCAGUCAAAAAAGUGUCAUCCUACUCGUAAUCGAUUCAGUUUCACACUCGAAUUUCAUUAGAAAUCUACCAAAAAGUCUGGAGGUUCUCAAUAGCUUAUACAAAUCGUAUAUUUUCGAAGGGAUGAACAAAGUUGGAGACAAUUCCUAUCCAAAUGCUAUCGCUUUUCUUGCUGCAAAAACUAGGGAAGAGUUCGGCGAUGCUGGCGGAUAUUUUGAUGAUCGACCCUUGAUAUGGAAAGAUUUUACGAAAGCGGGUUAUAAAACUUUGUAUGCAGAAGAUUAUGUUGAUUUUAAUCUGUUUACCUAUCUUGCCAAAGGAUUCCGUACUAAACCGACAGAUCACUACCUCAGGCCUUUCUUUCUGAACGUCUAUGGCAGCUACUUACAAAGAAGAAGUAAAUUCCUUUGUUAUGGAAAUCAAGCCAUUCACAAUAUUGAAUUCAAUUAUUUAUCACAGUUUUUGAGAAAAAACAAAGAUUCGCCAAAAUUUGCCCUAAGUUGGUUUAACGAAAUAGGUCACGAGUAUCUGAAUACAGUCAACGUUGCGGAUAAGGAUCUA